Messenger RNA from Strongylus vulgaris, 294 nucleotides. The record is from the annotation of a GenBank genome assembly. NCBI's taxonomy places the organism in Eukaryota, Metazoa, Nematoda, Chromadorea, Rhabditida, Strongylidae.
AUGACCGAAGUGGACGUGUGUACAAAAGAAAACGAAGAAAUUGAUGUUAAUGGAGAUGUUCGUGGUGUUAAACGCCAUCGUUCACCUUCAGAUGUGGAUGCGGUGAAGAAGCUGAAGUUUUAUGAGGACUUUGGUUUGAUAGAAAUCAUUUAUUCGCAAGAUUUCUUGCCACGACAGAUUGUAUUCUACAUUAUCUCCGCUGCUAGAAUCAAGUGUAAUGUUGAUGAUGACGAAAUUGUGAUCUUGGACGACAACGAAUCUAGCCCAUCUAAGAGUUCUGGUCGUAAUACACCU